Dendronephthya gigantea is the source of this 964-nucleotide messenger RNA. Its product is annotated as carbohydrate sulfotransferase 11-like. Lineage: Eukaryota; Metazoa; Cnidaria; Anthozoa; Malacalcyonacea; Nephtheidae. Gene Ontology annotation, molecular function: sulfotransferase activity. Gene Ontology annotation, biological process: carbohydrate biosynthetic process. The transcript is spliced from 2 exons. The record is from RefSeq and is a predicted model, not a curated record. The annotation marks the transcript as partial. Gene Ontology annotation, cellular component: membrane.
UUACUUGUUAAAGUUUGUCUUGAGCAUCUUGUGUUCGUAUACCUUACAGAGACAGACUUACAACUGCGAUUCGAAAGAGAAAAGUUGUUGGACAAAGACAAACGACAAAGCCUUCGACGACAGCGGUUGAAAACUAGCUGUCUCAACCGCAGUCGACAGGAAAUCAUACCGCCAGGCUCGGAUGUAAACGGCUUGCCACGCCAUAUAUUCAGUCACGUGAUAGUCGACGAUGAAAACCGUUUUCUGUAUUGCGAAAUCCCGAAGGUGGCAUCAUCCAAUUGGAAACGAGUAUUGAUGACCCUAAGUGGACACACGAGAUCCCCUUGGAACGUCAAAACCCGUGACAUCCACAACAAGUCACGUAGUUACUUCCGAUACUUAAACGAGUACAGCGCUUCGGAAAUUGUCGUAAGGCUAAAGACGUACUACAAGUUCUUAUUCGUACGUGACCCUUUCGAAAGACUUGCUUCAGCAUACCGAAAUAAAUUUGUGGAGAGUUACAAUAUGACUUUUUUCGAAAGGACGUACGGCCGAUAUAUUAUUCGAAAGUUUCGAACAAAUCUUUCGCGAAGUAGCAAGAUUAGCUUUAAAGAAUUUAUAAAUUAUAUUUUGGAUGGCAAAUCAGAAGUUAUGAACACACACUGGCAACUGUACGAUGAGUUGUGUAGACCCUGUUUAGUUUCGUAUGACUUCAUUGGCCAUUUAGAAGACAUAAGAAAAGAUUCUACCGUACUUUUAAAAAUUUUAGGUCUCGAGGAUCGUGUGGCGUUCCCACUUAACUUUUCCUCCAACUACACAGUGCCUAGUUCUACUCUUAUGCAAAAAUAUUUUACAGAACUGCCCAGGUUGUACAAACAAAGACUUUAUAAUAAGUAUAGGCAUGAUUUUGAAAUGUUUAGCUACUCAAAAUCAAUAAAUAUUUGAUUUCAUGUUAACCAUAGAAUUACUUUAGUGUAUUAUAAAU